Paramecium sonneborni is the source of this 1663-nucleotide messenger RNA. The record is from the annotation of a GenBank genome assembly. NCBI's taxonomy places the organism in Eukaryota, Ciliophora, Oligohymenophorea, Peniculida, Parameciidae.
GUUAAUCAAUCAGAACUUUUAUAGCGAAUGACAGAAUAAAAACCAAUUAUAAUUAAUUAUAAUUAAAAGUAGGCCUAUAAGGAAGGAAUUUAUUUAAUUAUUGGAAUCUAAUCUAUUGAAAAUUCUUUUAGAGUUUCACAUUUUACAAAAAAGAAGUAUUAUGUAGAGUGCAAGAAUGGAGAGUUUAUUUAUAGUAAAGAUGGUGGAUUAUUAAGAAAGUGAGUAUUAAGUUAUUUUAGAGAGAAAAUUAAAAAAAAUUCUUAUAUCAUAACUACUUUUGAUUAAUUGUCAAGCUUAAAAUGGGGAAUUGAAUAUGAAAAACAGAAUAUGGCAAAAUGGUGUCCUAUUUGGGAUUAAAAAAAGUUAAAUGCUGGAGGAUAUAUUAAAGAUGAUGAUUGCAAAAUUGGAAAGUGGAUUGAUUUAUCUGAGAAUUUCAGCAAGUAAAUCUUAUUAGAAUAAACUUUAAGCAUAUCUAAGGUUACACAUGAAGGUGUAUAUGAGGAUGGAAUAAAAAUUGGAAGAUGGGUAACUAUAUAUUCAGAAAAAAUCAUGUAUUUAUUUAAUUUUAUAAAGUGGGGAAGGCAUUUAUAAUUCAAAAGGAAUGAAGAAAGGAAAAUGGGUUGAGAUAUAUUAAAGAUUUUCCGAGUAUUACAUUUUUUGAUGAUUAGCUGUUGUUAAAUUACCUUUCAUGGAGAGUAUAGAGAAGGAAAAAAAUUUGGGUUAUGGGAAAUUUUGCAUACUACUCCUAAAAAAAAAUAGAUUAUGUAAAAUUCAUAUUCAUGAACAUUAUGAAGUGGUGGUGGCUUUUAUGGAUUCGAAGAGUAAAAAGUAGGAAGAUGGAUAGAAUAGCAUGAAAAUUUCACAAACUUCAUUGAUUCUAAUCAGUAUAAUUGUUAACUUCUUUAACGUGGCAAUUAUUAAUAUGGAAAAAAAAUUGGAAGAUGGGAUAUUUUAUUCUCAAAAGAUCCGAUUUCUCUAUAAAAAUUCGAAAUCAUGUACUAAUUUAUGUAUACAUUUUAGAGGAGGAGGUAUUUAUGAUGAAAAUGCAUAAUAGUAGGGAAUAUGGUUUGAAUUAUCUGAAAAUUUUGGAAAGUUUAAUAUUUUUUUCAAUUAUUAGAUAUAGUUAAAUAAGAUCUUUAGGUGAAUAUUGGAAUGGAAAAAAAUAUGGAAGGUGGAAUACUUAAUUUAGAGAUUAUCAAGCUACUGAUUUUAUUAAAAUGUAAUUUUACUUACUUGAUUUUAGGGUUGAUGGAGAAUAUGAUAAUGAAGGAAACUAAAAGGGAAAAUGGAUUGAAUUAUUUGAGAAUUACAGAAAGUACUUAUUUAUCAAAAUAAUUAACCUAGUGAUAUCUAGAUUAUAUACACAGGGGAAUAUAAAAAUGGUAUUAAAUAUGGGUUAUGGGAUAUGAAAAAGAGAAACUAUUUUAAUAAAUAGUUUAUAUAUUUGUAAUCAUUAAUUUAAUUUUAAAGCGCUGGAGGUGUUUAUAUUUUAGGACAGAAAAACGGAAAGUGGAUUGAAAUAGAUUAAGAUUCAUAUUAGAAAACUUUCUUGUAUUUAUAUUGACACUAAUUUAUUUAAAUUAGGAAUUAUACACAUUGCUAAGUUGUUUAAUAUAAGGAUGGUAUUAAGUCAUAGUAAAUCACUUGUAUUUAGGUAAUUUGA